AUGCCGAAGAGGAAGGCAAAUGCAACCAAAGGCGGCGGGACCGCGGCCGAGCCUAGCGACAUCGUCCAAGCAUCGUCGUCGACGCGACAGAGGCAGACCGCUCGAAGUUCUUCUUCCGGUCCGACUAGCGCGAAGUCAAGCACCGCUGGCGAGUUGCCUGGCCGUCGGAAGCGCUCCCAACCUGGCGUCGUCGACAGUGCCUUGGCAAACUCGACUUCUGUCGCGCCUUCAGCUGGACCGGCAGCGGUGCUGAACAGAGACGGCCUGGUGCCUAAUGGAAGCCCCGACCGUUCACUGGUGAAGGGACAGACCUCGGCGCGAGCCAAGCCAGCCGGUGCACAAGACAUGACUGGAGGCAACGUAGCUGCAAAGAAGGCGGUGAAGCCGGCCGUGGCUUCAAAGCGAGGGCGUGCUAAGCGCGCAUCAGUCAACGCCGCAGAGUCCGGAAAGGGAGCCUCCGAAAGCCCAAGCCGUUCCAAGUCGUCCGGCGGCAACGCGGACGACACCGCAGUAGCGGUCGAGCCAACUGUCAAGACGGGAAAACGAGGGCGUGCGGCAACUCUCCAGGCCACUGUGGCAAAGAAAAACGAAGGGCGGGACACCGACAGUCUGGUCCGUUCACCGUCGGCUCACUCUAAGUCUGCUGGAGCACCGGCCGAAGCCGAUGACAGUGCAGGAGCCUCGAAGUUAACUGGAAAGCAGCCUGCAAAGCGAGGUCGUGCAGCAACUAGCAAGGCUGGUGCAGUCGUGCUGCAGCAGCGUACUAAUCAGGACCCGCCUGCUGAAAGAGGUGCAGCUGAUGCAUCAAAUACUGGAGAGGACUCGGGAAGCCAGAAACUUUUGCAGCGAAAGAGGAGACCAUUAGCCUCUUCCAAGCAACCUGGUGUGACUGCCGAUUCCAGCAAGAGUGUGGAUGCCGCUAAUGUGACAGCCAUGAAUUCAACGAAGCUGACCAAGGGCACCAAGCGAGGCCGUGCAACUGCCGUCAACCCUACCACGUCGGAGCCUCAACAACCGGAGGAACAAGGCCCACCUGCUAAGCGUACUGUGGUCAAUGUAUUGAGUGGAGGAGAAAAAUCUAGUGCCGCAACACGAGGAGCUAAACGAGCGAGUCGUUCUUCAAAGCAGCUUGGCUCUGUUGCUGCACCUAGUACCAGCGCUGAAAGAACCGCAGCUACAACUGAUGCUGACUCAGGGAGAGGUGCCAAAAGGCUGUCCACCAAAGUCCAGACUGCGGCAUCUAAGCGGCCUGGGGUACAAAAAAAACUACCUGCUAAAGGCCAAACUGCGGCUUCUAAAAGCACUGGGAAACAAAAGAAGGCGGCAGCCAAGGGGCGUCUACAGUCAAAUCCAAAACAAAGGAAGCAAAAGGGCGCUCCAUCCGAUGCUGAUGAGGUGUCAGAUGCUUCAGAUAGCAGCUAUGUAGUGCCACGUGGUUUGCUGCAGAGGGCAAAACGCAGGGAGCCUUUUUAUUAUGACUACAUUCGCCCAUUGGUAGAGGAGCAGCUAUGGAGUGACAGCAGCUUUGAUGACGAUGAAGACAUUUCAAAUGCUUCGAUCAGCAGCAUCAUACCUCCUGCUGGUUUGCUCCAACCAUACCGUCCCAAGAAUAGGCUGAUCGGUGCUGGAGGUAGUAGUUCAGGCAGUGACACUGAAGAUGAUGAUGACAUGCCUGUCUCUCCUGGAGAGGAUCUCCUGUCAAGAUGCAAGGCAAAAUUUGGCGUGGACACACUGCCACAUUCCACGACAACCACUGCUGAAGCGAUCAGCAUGCUGGUGAACUUUGCAAGCAGUCGUCGCCUUCCCUGGGGUGCCCUGACCGAACUAGUCACAAUUGUCAACAAGUUGUUUGCUCCAGCUGCAGAUGUUCUGCCUGGCCACAAGGCUUUAGCGAAGGCACUGUCAGAGAUGCCUUAA
Messenger RNA from Dermacentor andersoni, 1917 nucleotides. The record is from RefSeq and is a predicted model, not a curated record. NCBI's taxonomy places the organism in Eukaryota, Metazoa, Arthropoda, Arachnida, Ixodida, Ixodidae.